Messenger RNA from Neocloeon triangulifer, 624 nucleotides. It is a transcript of the gene Alg14, whose product is annotated as UDP-N-acetylglucosamine transferase subunit ALG14 homolog. The transcript has a single exon. Lineage: Eukaryota; Metazoa; Arthropoda; Insecta; Ephemeroptera; Baetidae. Gene Ontology annotation, cellular component: UDP-N-acetylglucosamine transferase complex. The record is from RefSeq and is a predicted model, not a curated record. Gene Ontology annotation, biological process: dolichol-linked oligosaccharide biosynthetic process. The coding region runs from base 1 to 624 and encodes 207 amino acids.
AUGAUUUUGUUGCUGUUCGUUUCAUGCGUUUUUCUCGUCCUUUUGCGGUUGACGUUCACAAUUUUCCUGCGGUUCAGCCCCGAAAAAUUGAAAUGCGUAGACGGGGUGGCAGUGGUGAUCGGUUCGGGGGGCCACACGGCCGAGAUGCUGCGGAUGCUGAGCCGGCUCGACCCUGCCAAGUUCCGUCGCCGGGUGUACCUGAUCGCAGACUCGGACACUUCAAGUCCGGCCAAAGUCCUGGCGUUCGAAAGCGGCCGAGAGGACUUUCAAAUCCAACUGGUGCCCCGGAUGCGGGUGCCCCUCCAGUCGUGGACUUCGGCGCUCUUGAGAGCUCCUCGCGCCUUUGCUGUCUGUCUGAAGGUGGUCUUGGAUGCUCGUCCGAAACUGGUGCUUUGCAACGGGCCGGGCACGUGCGUCCCUGUGAUAGUGGCCGCAAUUCUGUUGGAAGCUCUGCUCUUUCGGAAGACGCAAAUCGUUUUCAUCGAGUCCAUCUGCCGAGUGCAGACGCUGUCCCUGAGCGGCCGGCUGCUCUACUACCUGUUGUGGAGGCACCAAUUUCUGGUGCAGUGGCCGGAGCUGGUCCUCAAGUAUCCGAGGGCUACUUACAUAGGUCAGCUUGUUUAA